UGUGGCGUCAUGUGUAUUUAUCUUUCUUUUUAGUAUUUUAACCACAUUAGGUACUGCAUUUAUUUACUGUAUUUUAUAUUAAGUAAACAAAAACAUUUAUUUAAAUGGUUAAGUGUACGUGUUCGUUAUAAUAAGAAGUAAUCAAAGUAAUAACUGUCGUAAUUUAUCUAAUUAUAAAAUGGAUAGAAAUAAUAUGAGAUCAAACUAUGUGAACAGUGGACCAAGGUCUCUCCCGCAUAUGGGGGGGCACAAACGUCACAAUGGCAAUGGUCACAAUGGAUCAAGACUGAGUCCCCCCGCUCAGAUACCAAAUAACAACAUGCACAAUAAUAACAACAUCAAUCAGCAUGAUGAUAUUGUGAACUAUAUAUUUGAUUCUUGGAAUAAGGUCACACGCGAAUUAGAAAGGGGCAGCGAAGACGCGAAAUAUUAUCAAGAAGUGCUUGCUCCACGUCAAUUGGCUAACUUCAGGCCAUUCAACUUGGAGGACUGGUGGGGCUGCCGCACAAUGCAGACAAUCAACCGCAAGCACCGGUCUUAGUUCUAGCACUCGCAUAUGUUACUAAUAUCUCAUUGGCACGCCACUUUGUUGAAACUGAAAGCACUAUUUUGAAAUUAAUCAAACACAGUCAAUGUAGACAAGCAAAUUAUUGUGCCGGGGUGUUGAAAUGUUAAGGAUAUGGAAUUAAUUGUUGUGGUAGGUAGCCAUUAUUAUAAUAAUCACACCGAUAAACUAUUGACUAAAAUUGUUAUCUUCAAUUUCUUAUUUUUGAUAACAUUCUU
This is a messenger RNA of Pararge aegeria (speckled wood butterfly), 783 nucleotides long. RefSeq lists its product as uncharacterized. The coding region runs from base 179 to 541 and encodes 120 amino acids. The record is from RefSeq and is a predicted model, not a curated record. The transcript has 3 exons. Lineage: Eukaryota; Metazoa; Arthropoda; Insecta; Lepidoptera; Nymphalidae.